Anthonomus grandis grandis is the source of this 3513-nucleotide messenger RNA. RefSeq lists its product as uncharacterized. Bases 561 to 1241 code for a protein of 226 amino acids. The record is from RefSeq and is a predicted model, not a curated record. NCBI's taxonomy places the organism in Eukaryota, Metazoa, Arthropoda, Insecta, Coleoptera, Curculionidae. The transcript is spliced from 5 exons.
CGUUUCGGAGCACAGUUGCUCUGUAUAAUAGUAAAGAAUGGUAAUACGCGGGCCGGCAAGCUGAUAUUUUCAUUAUAGCAAAUUGCGUAUCAAAAGAAACGUAUUGUCCUAUUUGAAUACAAAAACAGUUGAGUUCAAGUUGUGUACUACUGUAAACAAACUUUCAUAAAUACUAAUAUAUGAUCUUUUUAAAAGUACAUUUCGUCGGCAAAUUCACAGAGUGGCGAAUAUAAAAAAAAAGUGAUUUUUGGCUUAUAUCGUUAUUCGAUAGAAGUGGGAACACCGAACAAACUCUUAAAGUGGCGAAUCUUUAUUCUGUCCCCUUAAUAAGUUAAUCGAUAUUUAAGUUUAGGCGUAAGUAACAAAAUAUCAAAUAACAUUUCUUCAAACAGGCUAAUAUAUAUCAUAUUCGCCUCUUUGAAAACACUUUUUAAGUUACCGGCUGUGGGCGAAUAUGGAAUUCGCCAGUUUACGAACUAAAUUGGCGAGUGUUUUAACCUCAAAAAAGGUUAGUGUGUUCUGUGUCUUCUUACUGUAAACAUCGUUUUUACAAAAAAAAAAUGGAUGCAUUAGUGUUGUGGGAUGAUGGAGAUAAGAACGUGGUGGAUUUUAAAGAACUAAAGUGUGCCGAUAAAACAAAAAGUGUUCUUGAUAUCGGUUGCAGGGUAAAAAUGAAAUAUAAAGAAAAAUGGUAUUAUGGAAAAAUUAUCGCUACUGAAGAGCAUGGCAGUGUUUUGGAGGAAUCAACAGAAACUAUUUCUUCUGAUAAUAGUUGGGAUGAUACUGACAAUCUUCCACUAUCUAAAGUAAAAGAAUUUUUGCUUACAAAUUUGGAAAACUCAAAAAUAAAUGACGAAUUCGAAGGUUCCCAAAUUAGCAUAAUUCCAAGAAGAGAAGAGCAUGGAAGUAUUUUGGAUAAGUCAACAGAAAUUAUUUCUUCUGCUAAUAGUUCGGAUGAUACUAACAUGAAUCUUCCACUAUCUAACGUAAAAAAACUUUUGUUUAAAGAUUUGAAAAUCUCCAAACUAAAUGACGAAUCCGAAGGUUCCAAAAUUUGCAUAAUUCCAAAAAGCGGAGAACGUGGUACUGUUCUCGAGAUAUUAGCAGGAGAUUUUGCUUUGGAUAAUAAUCUUCCUUUUUCAAAGUCAAAAGAAAUUUUAGGUAAAACUUUGGAAGACCCUCAAAUUGUUAAAGAUCCUCAGGUUUUGUACAAAAAAAAGUUAAUAUCAUUUCUGAUAUAAUAAUAUGCACUGUGGAACCAAAAACAGGUGUGCUACUAGAAGAUACAAAGAUGGAUUGCUCUGAUGACAUUAUUCUUGAUUCCGUAAAUUGCGAAUUUGAACAGUGCACCUUACAAGGUACACAAUUUUGCGGUUGUGGUUACUUCCUUUGUAUGCAGCACUAUUAUGGGAAGACUAACUGUAAAAUUUAAAGACUAACUGUAAAAUUUACGAAGUGGUUGACAACAAUAAUUGCCUUACAAAAGUAGGACGACAAAACAAAAAAAAAAAGCAAGAUUAAAUUCGCUGAGUUUUCAAAGUCUGAUUUUAACGGCAAUAUUCAACAACACUGCGCAGUUUGUGGUUGUCUGGAAGAAGUUUGGGCGGCUUGCCAUAGGUGUAAUAGUUUACUUUGUUGGCCUCAUUUUGACCAAAAUUUAGACUGCAUAAACCACAAAAGCAGACAAGAAAGCAAGGUUAACGAAGAGACUGUUCUGAAUACUGCAGAUUUUAAAGUUGAGGGCAGUCCAAUUGAAAUACCUCGUCAGAGAAAACGAAGUAAAGUAAAAUAUUUAAAAGAAAACAAAUUUAGAAAAGCAGCUGGGCUACCAUUUGUAAUUCCAAAUACAAUGAAUAUCGCUCCUCCAAAAUUGCUUAAAGAAGCCUGUAAAAUUAUUGUAAAAGAGAUUUGGAAGAAAAUGUCACUUAUUUACGAAUGAUCAGCGACAAGAAAAAUUUACGGAGUUUUAUGGUCUUGGUUCCUUAGAACUAACAAAGGCAAUAUUUGUGCAGUUUAAUUGAAACUGGCGUUCCUAAGUUCCAAGAAAUUUACUCUAGGAAAGGACACAGAAACGACUGGUAUUUGCCGUUCUUUGGGAAGAAAAUUCAGGUUUGUAAGGUUUUAUUUCUAAAUACAUUUUGUAUUUCGGAAAAGUUUAUGAGGACUUGUAUAAUGAAGAAAAAGAAUACAGGUGUUAUAGAGAAGGAAAGAAGAGGUGCAAGAACAUGCAAAAUGAAAGAAUGCAACAGUAAGCUUAAAAAUGAUAUUGAAAAUCACAUAAACAUGUUUCCAAGGGGAGAAUCUCAUUUUUGUCGCGCAGAUUCUUCAAAAGAAUAUUUGUCACCUCUACUUUACAUACUACACUGCUGACGAAGUAAAAAAGAGGAGCUUAUUGGAGAGUUUUAAAAAACACCAAAGUGAAAAGUAGAAAGUAAGAGAAAUGAAGCAAGAUAGUAAGCAGAGAGCAAUUGAAAACAACAAACAUAUCAGUGCUGUUUUUGAUCUACAGCAGGUCAUACAUCUUCCUAUUUUUAAAGAGAGUGCACUCUUUUACAAGCAACGCCUAAGUUUUUAUAACUUCACAAUUUAUGAUCUAGCGUCAAAAGACUGUUAUUGCUAUACCUGGGAUUAAACUCAAAGUAAAAGAGGUGCAUCAGAAAUAGCAUCAUGCAUUUACAGAUUUUUACAAGUUUGUAACAAUAAAGGAGCUGAAACAGUCAAUUUUUUUUCAGAUGGGUGUUUUGGACAAAACAAAAACUCAAAACAAAGCAAAAACAUUAAAAGCGUUCAUCAUUAUUUUUUUGAAACUUGCCACGGCCAAAGUGAGGGAGAUUCGGCCCACAGUGCCAUCAAUAGAGCCAUAAAAGUAGCUGGAGAUUAAUUUUUACCAAGUCAAAUUAUACCAAUUAUAAAAUUAGCAAGGCGUGUACAUCCGUACAUUGUGGUCGAAAUGAAUUUUUAUGACUUUCAUGAUUUUAAGAAAUUGUCUCAGGAUUUGCGAAUACUUAGAUCUCAAGCUGAUGAUCCACUUGGGAAAGUUGUUAUAAACUGGACCAAAAUUUUUGUAACAAUGAUGAACAAGUCAGAACUAAGCCAAAUAUCUUUUAAAAAUAGCCAUUUUGACACAAGUUUCCGAAUAAUAACACUUCCACGAAAUGUCAACUUAUUUAAAUUACAUAUAGCUAGACUAAAUAAAGGUCUUCAGAAAAUUCCCGAAAAAAAAUAUAAAUCCUUAUUAUCCUUAUGUGAGGGCAAAAAUCCUGUCAUACGUGGCGUCGAAUACACGGAAUAUUUUAAAAAUCUGCCCCAUUAAAAGAUUUCUCUUACAUACCCAACUAAAAUAAUGUUUUGGUAAUUUUUGUUUAGUGUUUAUAUUUCCUAUUUUUUGUUUAAGAGUGGUAUUUUUUUCGAUAAUUACCUACUUUUUUGUUUAGUUUUAGCAUGUUUAAGGAUACCGUUAUGAUAUUUUUUGUAAGGCGAAUGUCAAUCCGGCAAUAAAGUUUGUACUUCAAA